AUGGCCAGUCACGAUCGUCCUCGGGUCACAGCGGAGCGAACCGACAAAGACUUACAACGCGAGAAGCGCAAGAUUGACGAAUACCGAUCUCUAGUCGAAAGGAUAGAAACCCGGGUUGCCGAAGGCGGUAGCGAAGCCGACGUUCUUGACCUCACCUCGGACCUUCUCUCGCGCAACCCCGAAUACUACACGGUAUGGAACCAUCGACGUCGUCUCCUUCUCAGAUAUCUCGAAGGUGGAGAUACUUCGAACGAUGCCUCGGUCGACCCGAAUAACAAGCAAGCGUCACCACAAGAUUAUUUGCUGGACGACUUGCGCUUCCUGAUCCCGCUUCUUCAGCAAUUUCCCAAGUGCUAUUGGGUAUGGAACUAUCGCCUCUGGAUUCUGGAGCAAAUUGAGAGGUACCUUCCUCGGCAACAAGCAGACAGCUGCUGGCAAAGGGAGCUUGAUCUUGUGGCGAAGAUGCUAGCAAGAGAUGAAAGGAAUUUCCAUGGCUGGGCAUAUCGUCGUAUCAUAGUCGAUCAACUCGAAAGACUUGCACAAGAAGCUGUUCAUGGAGAAGAGGGUGCUGGACAAGGAAGUCGCUCUCAAGAGGAGUUCGAUUACACGACGAAAAUGAUCCAUUCCAAAUUAUCGAACUUCUCGGCGUGGCAUUACCGAAGUAAACUCAUUCCUCGGAUCCUUGAUGAACAAGAAGCGGACGAUACAGCCAGACGGAAGGUUCUAGACGAUGAGCUGGACCUAAUCCAAAAUGCCUUGAUCGAUCCCAACGACCAGUCCUUAUGGUUCUACCAUCAGAGUCUUAUGUAUACCAUCGCUCCAGAUUGUCCGCGAGACUCGGCCAUUGUCCUCACGCUCACCAACACUGAUCGAGUACACUACUACGAGCAAGAAAUCUCUCGAAUCCGUGAGAUCCUGGAAGACUGGGACGAUUGCAAAUGGGUAUACCAAGCACUGCUCAAGUAUGCGGCAGAGUAUCAGACACUCGAUGCAGGAUCCAAGGUGUAUAGCAAUACGGACAUGAGAACCUGGCUUUCCAAACUACGUCAAUUAGAUCCCCUCCGAUCGGGUAGGUGGGAUGAUCUAGAAAAACACCUCGAUCUAUCAACAUAG
This is a messenger RNA of Eremomyces bilateralis CBS 781.70, 1113 nucleotides long. RefSeq names its product geranylgeranyl transferase type 2 subunit alpha. Gene Ontology annotation, biological process: protein geranylgeranylation. The transcript has 3 exons. Lineage: Eukaryota; Fungi; Ascomycota; Dothideomycetes; Eremomycetales; Eremomycetaceae. Gene Ontology annotation, cellular component: cytoplasm; Rab-protein geranylgeranyltransferase complex. Gene Ontology annotation, molecular function: Rab geranylgeranyltransferase activity. The record is from RefSeq and is a predicted model, not a curated record. Bases 1 to 1113 code for a protein of 370 amino acids.